UUGAUUGGUAAAGUAGCUGACCCAGCAGAUGUGUCCAGCUGUGUGUGGAAGAAUCUGGAUGAUGUCCCAGAGCCACUGGACUGGCUAACUUGGCAGGUGAUUCAGCACAAACCAUCCAAGGAGAGGCAACAUCCAAAGUUUCCCGCUCUGGACUAUGAAAGCAUCCUGUGUCUGCCUACAAGAAGUCAGCCAGAUGGCCUACCUCCACUGAUUGUAUUUCCUCAUGGUGGCCCCAAUGUAUCCUUUGACACAGCCUUCAAUUACAUCACUGCAUUCUUUACCAGAUGUGGCUACGCUGUUCUCAUGGUUAACUACAGGGGAUCAACAGGUUUUGGACAGAGCAGUGUUCUCUCCCUGACUGGAACUAUCGGCACCCAGGAUGUCGCUGAUGUGGAGAGUGCCAUGGUAGAAGUUCUGACUAAAGAUGUUGCUGAUGGCAACCGCUUACUGGCAUUUGGUGGAUCCCAUGGAGGCUUUCUGACAACACAUUUGAUUGGACAGUAUCCCGAUACUUUUAAAGCUGCAGCUACUAGAAACCCAGUGAUCAACCUUGUUU
Molecule: messenger RNA, 556 nt
Organism: Candidula unifasciata
Lineage: Eukaryota; Metazoa; Mollusca; Gastropoda; Stylommatophora; Geomitridae
Source: the annotation of a GenBank genome assembly